Molecule: messenger RNA, 1355 nt
Organism: Styela clava
Lineage: Eukaryota; Metazoa; Chordata; Ascidiacea; Stolidobranchia; Styelidae
Product: neuronal pentraxin-1-like
Source: RefSeq, a predicted model, not a curated record
CCUAUACAUUAAUAGAUAAUUUGAUAUUUCACCGGUCAGUUUUCGAAAUGAUUACGCAAUUUUACCUCAUCAUAUACGUUGUUUUCUAUGUCAGUUGCAUUUCUGCUGAAGGUUACACAAACAACUGCAAAUCUGAUGAGCUUCAGCAAAUUACAACGCCAUUUGAUGGAACCUGUAAUGAAAACGAUAAACAUUGCAAGGAAUUCAUUUUUACUUCUGAGAAUCUGCAUGAUCUUGAAAAGCAAGUAGCUGAAUUUGCCGAAAAUAGUAUUUUUCAGACACCUAAUCACCAAAAACCCACUGCAAGCACUUUGUCUCCACCUGAACAAUUAACAUCUGCAUCCGCCAAUACAGAUUGUCCUGGCUCAAUUUAUCACUUUCCUAACGACAACCAAACCACGGAUUACGUUACAGUUAAUAUGAUUCAAAAUAUCCCCGAGAUUGAGGAAUUAUCAGUCUGUGCAUGGUUGACUCCACUUCCAGGAAAGCGGCUUUCCGGAGCUGUAUACAGUUAUUUCAUGAGUGAGAGCUUAAAUGGAAACGGUUUUCUUAUAUUUUUCAACGAUAACGCACCUUUUAACCUUGAAGUGUAUGUGAAUUAUGAGAAACGCGAGACUUUACCAACAUUUGGGAAUAUCUUUUUUUAUAAAUCUCAUAUAUGUUUACUUGUAUCCACUAAAAACAAUGAUGUGAGUUUGUAUGUAAAUGGCAGCUUUGUGAAGACAGAAGGAUUUAGUGUUGAUAAAAAACCUAUUCGUGGAAACGGGAAAGUCAUACUGGGGCAGGAACAAGACCAAGACGAAGGAGGGUUUCAAGCAAGUCAAGCUUUUUCUGGGACGAUAAAAAACCUUAUUGUUUGGGAUCAUAAAAUAAGCAAGAAAAAAAUUGAACAUUUAUACAAAACUCAAUGUAUUUGCCCACAGGAUUACGUCAUGGCUCCAACUCAGAAUGCUGUAAAAAUUCAUGGCAAUGUUGAGGCGAAUUAUAUAACUCAAUGUUAAUACUUUUUGAAAGACUGCAAUCAUUUUUGACGUAUUUGAAUAUCACUUUCUUUCACAAAAUUGGACAUAGAAAUGUGUAGGCUACACUAUGCACAAAUGUUCAUCGAAAAUUCCAUACAGCAAACUAACUAGCCUUUCUGGCAAUUCAACAAAAUUGAUAUUUUAUUUUGGACGCAUAAAAUAAAGUUAAUAAAUAAUAUGUGGCGGAAAUGACAUGUUUCUAAAAAAAUUUUGUUUAAAGUUUAUUAAAAAAAUUUCAAACUUUUUUUGUAGUUUUGAGUUGUCUUUUAUCUAUUUACGACCUAUUUGUAAAAUAUUUGCCAUUCAUUCUUGCUGACUCCAAAUAAAGUUUAA